Scomber scombrus (Atlantic mackerel) is the source of this 7041-nucleotide messenger RNA. Its product is annotated as collagen alpha-1(XVIII) chain-like. The record is from RefSeq and is a predicted model, not a curated record. The transcript has 41 exons. Lineage: Eukaryota; Metazoa; Chordata; Actinopteri; Scombriformes; Scombridae. The coding region runs from base 178 to 4944 and encodes 1588 amino acids.
GCAGAGUUUUUAUGUCUCUGCUUUCACUCAGUGGAUGCUCAGUGGCCCUUGAACAGCUUGGAUUUAACUGUUGACCGGCUGGCUAACAGGUGGCGCUUGGAGAAACAGUGAGAGGACUUGUGUGUAGUGCUGCUGCACACCGAGACACUUGGAAGACUGUUUUAAGGAGCGGGCAUCAUGUUCAAGAUCCGGACGUGGUUCCUUCUCCUGGUUCUCUGUGCUGGGAGUUUGGAGGCCUGGUUUUGGAUCUUAAAUUCAGAAACGACCCCGGAGAACCCGUCAGAAAUAACGACAUCAGCCGGGUCAACAGGUGCCACCACAACACCUGGAGGCACAGAGAAGAAAGAGGAGGAGGAGGAGGACGAUGAUGACAAUUUAUCCGGGGUUGGGGAAGAAAUCCUCAACGUUGCCACCGGAAUCCGUAAGUUAGUCGAGGCGUGGGAUGAGACCCCGAGCCCGAGUCCGACCCCGAGCCUGAGCCCAAGCCCGAGCCCGAGCCCGAGCCUGAGCCCGAGCCUGAGCCCGAGCCUGAGCCCGAGCCCGAGCCCAAACCCGAGCCCGAGCAAGAGCCCGAGCCUGAGCCCGAGCCCGAGCAACGCUACUACUAACGGAAGCCUGACACAGAAGGUGGAGCCCGCUAACCCUAACACAACUGAGCAGAGUGGUGUCUCUUUGCUCCAGCUAAUCGGAGACCCACCACCAGAUGAGAUCACCAGGACCUACGGGCCGAGGGGGGAGACCGCCUAUGUCUUCAGUGCUUCGGCGAUGUCUGGUCAGCCGGCUCUGGCUCACGUCCCCAACCCUUUCUACCGCCACUUCUCUCUCAUCUUCUACAUCAAGCCCUACUCCUCCGCCGCCUCCGUCCUCUUCUCCAUCACAGACCAAUCCCAGAAGAUCAUGUACAUCGGUGUCAAGCUCAGCAAGGUGCAGUCGGGCCGUCAGAAGGUGCAGCUUUUCUACACCGAGCCUGAUUCGGAGGGUUCGUACGAGGCGGCCAGCUUCAGCAUCCCGAGUGUGGUGGACACCUGGACUCGCUUCUCGCUGUCUGUCUUUGAGGAGCAGGUGACUUUCUACCAAGGCUGCGACUCUGAGCCACAGGUGGUGAAGUUUGAGCGUUCCCCAGAUCCAAUGGAGCUCGACGCGGGGUCGGGGGUUUUCGUGGGUCAGGCAGGAGGAGCCGAUACUGAUAAGUUUGAGGGUGAGAUCGUAGAGUUGAGGGUGGUGGGAGAUCCUCGUGCCGCUGAGCGAUUGUGUGACGACGAGGACGACUCCGACGCCGCUUCUGGUGAUUUUGGCAGCGGAGACGUUGAAAGGAGAGUGACAGGUCAUACAGUCAAAACCACUCCUCCUUCAUUGAGGCCGAUGCCUGAACCCCCGCUGAUAUCCUCAAAAGGAACUAGAUAUGAAACAGGUCCUGAUGGUGCUAGAGGUGAGAAAGGGGACAGAGGAGAGAAAGGCUCACAAGGGGACAGAGGCCUCCAGGGGCCGAAGGGAGACUCCGGUUCUUCUUCUGGUUCCAGUUCUUCCUCUCAAGGUGGAGGAGGACAGAAGGGAGAAAAAGGUGCAAAGGGUAAUUCUGGCUUUGGAUACCCCGGUAAUAAAGGCGACUCUGGGGCUACAGGGCCUCCCGGGCCCCCUGGUCCUGCUGGACCUGCAGCUGAGGUGGUCAGACUUGGGGAUGGUGCUGUUGUGCAGCAGGUGUCUGGACCUGCCGGACCUCCAGGACCAGCAGGGUCAGGCGGGCCUGCAGGACCUCCAGGAACUGAUGGAGAGCCUGGUGAUCCAGGAGAGGAUGGAAAAGCUGGUCCUGCCGGGCCGCAAGGAAUCCCAGGAAGUCCAGGAAAUCCUGGUUCUAGAGGAGAGAAGGGUGAGCGUGGAGAAGGUCAGCCUGGACCCAGAGGUCCCCCAGGUCUACCAGGACCUCCCGGGCCUGGCACUGGCGACCACCCAACAUUUGUUGACAUGGAAGGAUCCGGAUACCCAGACCUCCGGGGUUUCGGAGGUCUUCCAGGUCCCCCAGGCCCUCCAGGACCCCCAGGCCCUCCUGGUGCUUCAGUGGGACUGGGAUCCGAUGGUCCAGUAGCAUAUGGACCACCUGGACCACCUGGGCAGGAUGGAGCCCCUGGUCUACCAGGGCCUCCCGGUCCCCCUGGUUUACCGGGUCAACCAGGACUCGGAGGACCGAAGGGCGACAGUGGUGAGCUCGGUCUUCCGGGAGCAGCCGGGGAAAAGCAAGACGAGCAAGACAGCAACUUUUUCACCAACCUGUUCUCUUACUUUGCUCCAUCCGCUACGGGUUCUCGAGGUGACGCAGGACAGACAGGUAUAGCAGGGGAGGGUGGGCUGGCAGGACUUCCAGGUCCUAUGGGACCAGUUGGACCUGCAGGACCUCCCGGGCCACCAGGGCCACCGUACGGCUUUGGCCAUGGUGACCAGGAAGGGCAUGAGGUGCUUAAUGGCUUGCCUGGACACAGAGGCCCACCUGGACCACAGGGUCCUCCAGGCAUUGCAGGCCUUCCAGGUAGACCAGGUUUGCCAGGCACCCAUGGAGACAAAGGAUCAGAGGGAUCGAGAGGACCGCCUGGGAUUCCAGGUGUGGACGGAUUCCCUGGACAGUCGGGUGCAAAGGGAGACGGUGGACAGAAAGGAGAAAGCGGUCAGCCGGGGCGAGACGGCGGCCCACCAGGACCUCCAGGGCCUCCCGGACCUCCAGGACAGAUCAUCCACCUGCCGGGCGGUGAUUAUAACGACAUAUAUUGGAACGAAGGGGGUCAGGCGGGAGCAAGCACUCCAGGUCGAGCAGGAUUCCCGGGACCAAUGGGACAAAAAGGAGAUAAAGGGGACACUGGUCCUGCAGGAUAUGCACCGAAGGGGGAGAAAGGAGAGCCUGGUGUCAUCAUGGGGCCUGAUGGACAACCAAUGUUCCUGGGUGGCCUGGCAGGAAAGCCGGGUGACAGUGGACCUCCUGGCCCAGUAGGACCUCCAGGUUCAUAUGGUCCUUCGGGCCCGAAAGGAGAGAUUGGGUUUCCAGGUAGACCGGGUCGACCAGGGCUGAAUGGCGUCAAAGGGGAGAAGGGAGAUUCAAGUGGCGGAUCUGGAUAUUACCCUGGUCCUCCAGGUUCACCGGGCCCACCUGGACCUCCUGGACCUUCUUUUCCCACCGACAGACACACAGGAUAUGAUGAUCACUCCAGGUAUCACCCAGCUGCUAAAGGGGAGAAAGGUGACCGUGGAGUACCAGGGACACCUGGCAUACCAGGCGGCGGGUCAAACUUUGAUAUAUACAGUUUUAAGAAUGAGUUGAAGGGUGAACGUGGCGGCGAAGGCUCGAAAGGAGAGAAAGGGGAACCAGGUGGAGGAUAUUAUGACCCCCGCUAUGGAGGAUCUGCCUCAGGAGUGCCAGGACCUCCAGGCCCCCAAGGUGACUCCAUUGUUGGCCCUCAAGGCCCUCAGGGUCCACCUGGUCAACCAGGAAGAGGCUAUGAUGGGCCACCUGGACCACCAGGGCCACCUGGACCCCCAGGAUCAGCCUUACCGGGAACUUAUAGGGGCACACAGACUAUCAGUAUUCCUGGACCACCGGGACCACCUGGAUUACCUGGACACUCUUCAGGGGUGACAGUGUUGAGGUCUUACGACGCCAUGACAGCCACCGCUAGAAGUCAACCUGAAGGCUCUCUGGUCUACAUUAUAGAUCAAACAGAUCUCUACUUACGAGUCCGAGAUGGAGUUCGUCAAGUCCAGCUCGGCAGCUACAUUCCUUUGCCAAGUCCAGAUGGUAAUGAUGUUGCAGCAGUGGAGCCCCCACCAGUCAUUCCAUACUCCCCAGACCACAACUCCAACACAGACACCACACACCACUCCGAAAUCCCUCCUGAGAGUCCAAUUGACCCCAACGCUGGGCAUCCUUCACAGCCAGAGCCACAUCAUCCGACCCACGAGGACCCUCGAUACCCUUCCAACCCUGAUCCCAGAUACCCAACCAACCCUGAUCCCAGAUACCCUUCCAACCCUGAUCCCAGAUACCCUUCCAACCCUGAUCCUAGAUACCCAACCAACCCUGAUCCUAGAUACCCAACCAAUCCUGAUCCCCGAUACCCGACCAACCCUGAUCCUAGAUACCCAACAAACCCUGAUCCUAGAUACCCAACACACCCCGAUCCCAGAUACCCAACACACCCCGAUCCUCGAUACCCAACCCACCCCGAUCCCAGAUAUCAGCCAGAUCCGCGGUACCCAACACCGACAGAUCCCAGGUUCCCAAGUUACAAAGAGCGCCAGUACCAACCAGACGGUAGGUUUGCUGUUGAUUCGGCCCAGGAACGCCCAUCAUACCCGGAAAAUCGCCCUGCAGUCACCGCUCAGCGAAGACCACCUCCAUCUGUGCCUCAGACUCCGGUCCAUCAUCAUAACUCAGGAGCAGGGCUCCACCUGAUCGCCGUGAACAGCCCUCACACCGGCGCCAUGCGGGGGAUCCGAGGCGCAGACUUCAUGUGCUUCUCCCAGGCUCAAGCCAUCGGGAUGAAAGGAACGUUCCGUGCCUUCCUGUCCGCCAAGCUGCAGGAUCUCCACAGUAUCGUCCGCAGGAUCGACAGGGACCGUGUGCCAAUAUUCAACCUUAAGGAUGAGGUUCUGUUUGACAACUGGGAUGCCAUCUUCAACGGCGGCAAAAUGAAAGACAACGUGUCGCUCUACUCCUUCGAUGGCAAAGACGUUCUCAAUGACAACACAUGGCCAGAGAAGAUGGUGUGGCACGGGUCAACCGGCAUCGGGCAACGACAUGUCGACAGUUUCUGUGAGACGUGGCGCGUGGGCGACCAGACGCUGACCGGCAUGGCUUCGUCCCUGCAGAGCGGCAAUCUGCUCCAGCAGAGCUCCAGCAGCUGCUCCAGCUCCUACAUCUUGCUGUGCAUCGAGAACAGCUACGUCGGCCAACAGAGAUAGACACACACACACCCAUAUUGCGACACUGGACAAAGGGAAAUCGUAAAACUCAUGCUUAUAUCUUCACACACACACGCACUCACAUACACACACACACACACACACACACACACACACACACACACACACACACACACACACACACACACACACACACACACACACACACACACACACACUUUUUACCUAUCUAUGCACCUCAUGUGGUGCCUUGUAAAUAAAUGUUUUUCUAAUUAAUAAUUCGUUUUUGCUUGUAAGCCCCUCAUAUAUGGUGCUAUACAGGAUUAUCCUACAUGGUCAAGCUCAGGUGACAUACAGUUACACAUCCUCUGGCAGCCAUACUGGAGGUCCACAACUCUGGGGCAGAAGUGGCCUUAAAAGCUGUUUGUGACACCAAAAGGUGCAGCUUUGUUGUCCUUUCUUUGCUGUUUUUGACUUGUCAGCUAGUAGUCGCUAUAAUGUUGAUUAUAAAUAUCGAAAUGAGCUUAUUUGCUGCUAGCUAGCAACCCGGUUUAAAGGGUCAGUUCACCCAAAUUACAUCCAAAACAUAUGUUUUCAACAGGGCUGCAGGUAACGAUUAUUGUCAUUAUCAAUUAAUUGAUUAGUUGGUGAAACACGUUGAUCACUGUUUCCCCAAGAGAGAGUCCAAAACCCAAAGAUAGUCAGUUUAAAGGCAUAGAAGACACGAAAAAAAAGAGAAUUGGGAAAUGUUUUACUUGAAAAUGGACUUAAAACCAUUACAUGUUUAUCAGAAUAGUUGCUGAUUAAUUUAAUAGAUGGCAACUAAUCGAGGAAUCAUUGCAGCUUCAGUUUUCAGGACUAGAGCAACUUUAUUUAUCUCAGAGAGGGGAUAUAGCACUGUGAUUGGCUGUAAAGGAUCACAGCAAAUGAUUUUUCAUAUUUCCGCAUCUUCUUGCUUAUAUUUGACCAAAAAAAACAGUGACAUGAAAACACUUAAAAGCCAAGUCUGCAACUCCACUACCUGAACACAGUGUUAAUUAGGAGUUAAAUCAGGUUUUCUGCAUGUCUGAAAUGCUACCUUUGCUUUUUAUAUACAGUAUUUGUCAGCACUUGCAAGGAAAAUAGAUAUUAGAUGACAUACUCAGAUGAUUACCACCAAGCUGUUCAUUUCUUAAAAAAGGUGCAAUUAUGAACAUAUUUCAGCGUCCGAGAGCAAGAUAAAAAUGUUAGUUAUUGUAUAUGAAAUAUGUUUUUAUCUUAAUUUCAUUUCCUUUAUAUUGAUUUAAUCUGUAACCCAUAGCACUUGAGUUAUAGCCUUUUCAUGGGAAGAUAUUUUCAAAUCAGAUUUUUAGCAAUAACAAAGGGAUAUUUAUUUUUUAUAAACCAUACUUUUUUUUUUGCUUUUUUCAACCAUGAUGUGUGAUGUGAACGCUUUUCAUAAAUCCAGCAAAUGUGCAAACCCUACACAGUGAUGUCUCAUGCAUACUGAAUACCUGAAAAGGGAUGUGGACCAGUGUCUAUUGAUAUAAAUCAGAUCUGUGGACGUAGUAAGCACACAAAUGAAAUGUAUGUACAGAUAUCUGGAAAGGAUUCAGCCAUUCAUGUUUGUCUAUGCACUGUUGAGAAGCAAUGCUUUUUUUCUUUGCUUUUUAUUACAGGACAUUUGUAUUGAGAACAGUAAAUGCACUGCAGCUAUAGCUCACUGGCGUCUCCAGUGGAGAGGACACAAACACAAGUGUGAAGUUUGAGUGUCAUUCGACAGUUUCUGUGCAACAUGGAGGACAGAAUGACGUUUGUUAUGUACUAACAGAGCCAUACCACAUGCAGUAAAUUUUGUAUUAACUCUUACAGAUUGUAAUCUGUCUCUUUUUUGUUAUGUGAGCAACAUUCUGUAUGAAAUGCUGCAUCUCAUCAAAUAAACCUGUGUGGAAAUUGUGAGUUAAGUUCUCAACUAAGGGUCUGAUGCUUGUCUUAAACUAUCUUAAAUUGUCUUAUAUGUUGUAUUGUUCUGUUCUGUAUCAAAACUAAAACAUCAAAUGAUAUAUGCACACUUAUAAAUGCAGAAUUUAACAGCAGAAAAUAUGCUUAUAUCACCACUUCUCUGAUGAUGAUGAUGAUGAUGAUGAUGAUGAUGAU